Messenger RNA from Striga hermonthica, 291 nucleotides. NCBI's taxonomy places the organism in Eukaryota, Viridiplantae, Streptophyta, Magnoliopsida, Lamiales, Orobanchaceae. The record is from the annotation of a GenBank genome assembly.
AUGGAAGGCCUAAUUCCAAUGGUGUGCAGAUCCAUCAAGAAGAACGAAAAACGGCGAAAAUACGAAUGCAUCUCGUCCGGCCCAGCACAAACCUACGACAUCGAAGAUUUCUACACAAAAGAAGCUAACGACGAAUAUCACGACUUCAAUUUCAGCAGAAAACAACAUCACCCGAUGACGGGCUCUUGUGGGGCCCACCAUCGUUGCUACAGCUCGGUGGACGUGUAUAAGCCGAAGCAGCUCGUGAGGUUUCAUAGCCACAGGAUGUUCUCAUGUUUAAAUGGUGCAUGA